Molecule: messenger RNA, 967 nt
Organism: Glycine soja
Lineage: Eukaryota; Viridiplantae; Streptophyta; Magnoliopsida; Fabales; Fabaceae
Exons: 2
Coding region: 97-669 (190 amino acids)
Biological process (GO): cell redox homeostasis
Source: RefSeq, a predicted model, not a curated record
GUAAGUCUCUAGGUAGUGUAGCUGUAGUCUGUAGAUGUGUCAUCUGACGUUGUAGUAUUUGAUCCAUUUGAUGCUGUCCCUGUUGCCGGAAACGAAAUGGAUUUGAUUCCUAACCCUAAUGCUAACCCCAAGCAACCUGCGUUUUGCCUAAAAUGGCCAUGGAAUGAUGCAAACCAUAACUCUAACUCUAACCCUAGUCCCUGCAAUUUUGAGGGUCCAUGGCUAUUCAAGUCACUCCAAAACGUUGGCUUAAUCGCUUUCAAUUUUGCGAGCUCUUUUUCGAGUCGGAAGAAGAAAACGAGUCCAGCGGCAGCGUCGUCGUCGGAGGCAGAGCAGAGAGCGUUUGCGUCGGCUCUGGCCAGCGGGAAGGAGGCGACUUUGGUGGAGUUCUACUCCCCCAAGUGUAGGCUCUGCAAUUCCUUGCUCAAAUUUGUCUCCGAAGUCGAAACCAGGAACUCUAAUUGGCUCAACAUUGUCAUGGCUGAUGCCGAGAACCCCAAUUGGCUACCUGAGCUCCUUAAUUAUGAUGUUAGCUAUGUUCCUUGCUUUGUGCUUCUUGACAACAAUGGAAAGGCCCUUGCAAAGACUGGUGUCCCAAAUAGUCGUUUACAUGUUAUUGCAGGACUCUCCCAUCUUCUCAAAAUGAAGCGUCCUCAACAAAAUUAUUGAUGAUGAGUCUAGUGCAUGAAAACCAACCUUUUUUGUGGGAUUGAUAUAGAUAUAUUGAAUUGCAUUUUAUACAAAUAACUCAUCAUCCUUCUUCAUUUCUCUCUUCUUUCAUCAUUCACUUCCUCUGUACAUUGCUAUCAUUACAACUUUCUGUUCAAGUACCAAGGCACCAUAACGUGAUUUACUCGUUAUCUUCCCUACAAAUUUGUGGCACAUAGGUUGCAACCAAUGACCUGUAAUAAUCUAAUUUAUUAUAGACAAUACAUAUUCUAUCAUAAUUUAUGUUUGACUUGGAUUA